This is a messenger RNA of Phragmites australis (common reed), 1715 nucleotides long. RefSeq names its product monodehydroascorbate reductase 3, cytosolic-like. The coding region runs from base 133 to 1530 and encodes 465 amino acids. The record is from RefSeq and is a predicted model, not a curated record. Gene Ontology annotation, cellular component: cytoplasm. Gene Ontology annotation, molecular function: flavin adenine dinucleotide binding; oxidoreductase activity, acting on NAD(P)H. The transcript has 9 exons. NCBI's taxonomy places the organism in Eukaryota, Viridiplantae, Streptophyta, Magnoliopsida, Poales, Poaceae.
ACUCGUCUCCCUCCCCAAUUCCUCCUUGCCUUCUCCAAUCCCCAGGUCACACAGGGACAGUGGACUGACUAGUCACUAGGCCCAUCCAUCGGAGCCGGAGCAGGGUUCGUGCUGUUCGAUCUGGUUCCACCCAUGGCGACGGACAAGCACUUCAAAUACGUCAUCCUCGGCGGCGGCGUCGCGGCGGGUUAUGCGGCACGGGAGUUCGCGAAGCAGGGAGUUAAGCCAGGGGAGCUCGCCAUCAUCUCCAAGGAGGCUGUGGCUCCUUAUGAGCGUCCUGCCCUCAGCAAGGGUUACCUCUUUCCUCAGAAUGCUGCUAGGCUCCCAGGAUUUUAUGUGUGUGUGGGAAGUGGCGGAGAGAAGCUAUUGCCUGAAUGGUACUCAGAGAAAGGUAUUGAGCUGGUCCUCAGCACAGAAAUUGUCAAAGCUGAUCUUGCCACCAAGACUCUGACUAGUGCAGCUGGUGCAACCUUUACAUACGAGAUCUUGCUCAUUGCUACUGGCUCUUCGGUCAUAAAGCUCACUGAUUUUGGCACACAAGGAGCUGAUUCUAACAACAUUCUAUAUUUAAGGGAAAUUGAUGAUGCUGACAAGCUGGUUUCAGCUAUCCAAGCAAAGAAGGGUGGGAAAGCAGUGGUUGUUGGAGGAGGUUAUAUUGGCCUUGAACUUAGCGCAGCACUGAAAAUCAAUGACUAUGAUGUCACUAUGGUGUUUCCUGAACCUUGGUGCAUGCCCCGUCUCUUCACUGCCGAUAUUGCAGCUUUCUACGAGGCUUACUAUACUAACAAAGGGGUAAAGAUUGUGAAGGGUACAGUAGCUGUUGGUUUUGAUGCUGAUGCCAAUGGUGAUGUAUGUACAACUUUCGAAUCAUCAUUCAGUUGUAAAUUUCUAAAUGUAGAUGCAAAUGUUUACUUGCCUUACUUUAUUUCCUGCUCACAGGUCACAGCAGUUAAGCUAAAGGAUGGCAGAGUGCUUGAAGCUGACAUUGUUGUUGUCGGUGUUGGAGGCAGACCAUUGACUACUCUGUUCAAAGGUCAAGUUACUGAGGAGAAAGGUGGAAUCAAGACUGAUGCCUUCUUUGAAACAAGUGUUCCCGGAGUAUAUGCCAUUGGUGAUGUGGCCACCUUCCCCUUGAAGAUGUACAGUGAAUUGAGGAGAGUGGAACAUGUUGACCAUGCUAGGAAGUCUGCCGAGCAGUCUGUAAAGGCAAUCAAAGGCAAGGAGUCCGGUGAGUCUGUUCCAGAGUACGACUACCUGCCAUACUUCUACUCCCGAUCAUUCGACCUGGCGUGGCAAUUCUACGGCGACAACGUUGGUGAAACCGUCCUGUUUGGCGACAGCGACCCCACCUCUGGCAAGCCCAAGUUCGGAUCGUACUGGAUCAAGGAUGGCAAGGUCUUGGGCGCCUUCCUCGAAGGCGGGUCAGCGGAUGAGAACAAGGCCAUUGCCAAGGUGGCGAAAGUUCAGCCGCCGGUUGCCAACGUCGAGGAGCUCAAGGAGGAGGGCCUCCAGUUCGCCAGCAAGAUCUGAGACACUCUUCGUUUCAUGCACAUCUCGCGUCAUUUACUAGGUUCUUGUUGGUCGUAAUGUUCAUGUUGUACAGACGCUGCCAUGCUUUCUGAUUGUGAUGUCUGGACCGCACACACAGACACUUGCUGUACCACUUGAGAUUUGAAUAAAGUCUGGAGCCUCAGGGUUCAGGUAGAGUUUUUGCA